Molecule: messenger RNA, 2087 nt
Organism: Python bivittatus (Burmese python)
Lineage: Eukaryota; Metazoa; Chordata; Lepidosauria; Squamata; Pythonidae
Product: ribonuclease inhibitor-like
Cellular component (GO): cytoplasm
Molecular function (GO): protein binding
Source: RefSeq, a predicted model, not a curated record
CGUGGAGACGCGGCGGCUGACUGACUGCGGACAAAGCCGCUGGCCCCGCUGUGAACUGAACCGACCUUCUGCAGAGAAAAGGGGGCAUUAAAAGGAAAAAGGAAGUCGAGGCUGCUGGAGGGAAGAUGACGGUCCUGUUCAGGACGCUCAAGAGCUGCUUAGCUCUGCCGCGUGUAGCCUGGGCGUUUCCUCGCGCUGCUGGGCGCGCCCUUCGUUCCUGGGGUUUUCCCGAGGGACUUGAGGCCUCAAAAAUGGAACUUGACAUCCAGUGCCAAGAAUUUGAUGCAUCAAAAUGGAAAGAGCUUGUUUCAACCCUGAACCAACACAAAACAAUUAGAUUGGAUGACUGCGGUCUGGGAGUUAGUCACUGUGAAGAUCUUUCUUCUCUUCUAAGUACCAGCCAAGCACUGACUGAACUGAAUCUAAGCAACAAUGAACUGGGAGACUCUGGUGUAGAUGUGCUAUGCAAAGGAUUGUUAAACCCCAAUUGCAAUCUUCAAAAACUCUGGUUACGGAACUGCAACCUAACCAAAGCUUGCUGUGAGAAUCUUCGUUCUGUACUUAAAAGCAAAUCAUCUCUGACAGAACUACACCUGGGAGACAACAGUUUGGGCACAUUAGGUGGGAAAGCAUUGUGCCAAGGACUUAUGGAUCCAAACUGUCAGCUGCAGUCACUUCAGCUACAAUAUUGUGAACUCACAAAGGAGAACAUAGAAGCUCUCAGCUCUGUACUGCUUACCAAAUCGUCCCUGCAGACACUCAACCUGAGCAACAACAAACUAGGAGAUGCAGCAGUGAAACAUCUCUGCCAAGCCUUAUUGGAUGGCCCUUGUAACCUGCAAUCCCUACAACUGGAAAGCUGUGACAUCACACAUGCUAGUUGUAAGGACCUCAGUGCUGUCCUCAGUAAUAAGCCAUCCUUGAUAGAAUUCUGCAUAGGGGAAAACAGGAUUGGUGAUGCAGGUAUAGCCAUCCUUUGCCAAGGCGUCCAAAAUCCAAACUGCAAAAUAGAGAAGCUGUGGUUGUGGGAAUGCAAUAUCACUGCUCCUGGUUGUAAGGAACUCGCCAAAGUCAUUGGAACCAAAGAGACACUCAAGGAGAUAAGCCUGCUGGGAAAUGCUCUGACAGAUGAAGGAAUGGAGUUCUUAUGUCAAGGACUGAAGGAUCCAAAAACAAAGCUUGAGUCUCUAUGGUUAAGAGAUUGUGACUUGACUGCAGCCUGCUGCAAGAGUAUUAGCUCUGCUUUGAGUGUGAACAGUGUCCUAAAAGAGCUGCAAAUGAGUGGCAACUGCAUUGGUGAUGAAGGAGUGAUUGACAUCUGUGAAGGUGUGAGGAGUCCAAACUGCAAACUUGAAUCCCUCUGGCUGGGGCAGUCGAGUCUUACUGCGGUUUGCUGUGAAGCACUUGCCAAAGUUAUAGUUGAAAAACCAUCUCUACUGGAACUGGAUGUGAGUUACAGCCACAUAGGGGAUGAGGGUGUGUUUAAGCUGUGUGAAGCAGUGAAAAAUCCAAACUGUAACCUGAAAUAUCUAAUCUUGUAUGACACUUACUGGACUUCUCAAGCAGAUAAGGAGCUGAAGGCUCUGGAAGGGCUGAAGCCUGAAUUUCAAGUGGUUACAUGAGUGGUGCAGUUUUGCUGGGGCCACUUCUGCUGUCUUGUCUUCUCUUGACCUUCUUUCUGUAAACCAAGUUAGCAGCCCAAUGAUGGAUGUUUUGAUUCCAGAGUCACGGGCAUGAUGUGAUGUACCAAGAAAUUCCAUUCCACAUUAGGGAUAUGAUGAAAUGGUGAGGAUGUAAAAUCAUGUUGAUGGGCUUUCCACCAUUUGGAAAAUAAAAGAAAAGAGUAGAACAAAGUAAAACAAAUCUCUUGCCAACUGUCAUAAAGCAAUAAUGUAGAUAGCGUAAGAGACUAUUCGAUAAGAUUAAUUGGCAAUAAUACUCACUUUGAUUGUCAACAUAAUAAUAACACAGUAUGUGUUUUCCUUAAGUGCAGUUGUUUCAUAUUUUCUGCUCAAAGUACAAGUGAUCUUCAUCUCUCUCAGCCUAUGUAGCUUUAUUAAAAAAUAAAGUUUGCUUGUAAAGAUAUA